AGGUGGUUGGGAGCUGUGGCCAGAGCCCUGGACCCGCACUGCGUGAACCUGACCUGGAAAUUCUGCCUCGGCUGGCUCCUAGCUGUGUGACUUUGGUCUAGAGUGUCCCAGGAGACCUCAAGUCAGACAGAAGCUGGCCAAAAGCCAGGCAUCAUGGCCACACGAUCCCUUUUUAGAGCUCUGGUAUCAGCCAAGUGGGUAGCUAAGUCCUUGAAGGAGUCCCAGCCCCUGAAGCUGCUGGACGCUUCAUGGCACCUGCCGACGUUGAAACGAGAGCCUCGGCAGGAGUUUGAAGAAGGUCACAUCCCUGGAGCAGCCUUCUUCAACAUCGACCUCUGCAGCGACCGGACAUCCCCCUAUAACCACAUGCUGCCCGAUGCUGCAGAGUUUGCUGAGUAUGUUGGCAAGCUGGGAGUAGGGAAUGGCACCCACGUGGUGGUGUACGAUGCCAGUGAUCAGGGCUCCUUCUCCGCCCCCCGACUAUGGUGGAUGUUUAGGGCCUUUGGGCAUGAGACUGUCUCACUGCUGGAUGGAGGAUUAAAGAACUGGAAGAGGGAGGGCUAUCCGCUGAGCUCUGGCAGGGCCCGCCCAAUUCAAGCAGAGUUCCAGGCCACCCUAAAUGCAAUGUUUGUGAAGACCUAUGAAGACAUCAAAGACAACAUUGAAUCACGCCAGUUCCAGGUUGUAGAUGCCCGUGUUGAAGGGCGCUUCAGGGGCAUUGAGCCAGAAACCCAAGAAGGCAUUGAACCUGGCCACAUUCCUGGCACCUUGAACAUCCCUUUCACCGACUUUCUGACUGAGGAGGGCCUGGAGAAGAGCGCUGAUGCCAUCCAAAGACUAUUCCAAGAGAAGAAGGUGGACCUCUCCAAGCCCCUGGUAGCAACUUCUGGCUCAGGUGUCUCUGCCUGCCACGUAGCCCUGGGUGCAUAUCUCUGUGGCAAGCCUGAUGUAGCCAUCUAUGAUGGAGCCUGGGUGGAGUGGUACAUGCGUGCCCGGCCUGAGGAUGUCAUCUCAGAGGGCAGAGGCAAGACCCUCUGAGGCAGGGGCAGGCAGGGAACUUCCCUGCUCCCAGGCCACCAGCCUUUACCACCCCAGGAUAGGGGGUGGCCCAACCUAACAAUUUUUCCUAAGUCUUUUUUAAAUACAGUGGCCAAAUUUAUUAUUUUUUUUAAUUCUCAGGGUAUGGCCUGGAUGGCACAUCCCACCCCUCCCUUCCCUGUGGGAGGCCCUUGGAAUAUUCUGAUUCUGAGACAAAUGUUAUCUGUUGAAAGUGAGGGGAGGGCAUGGAGGACACCUUUGGCAAUGGUGAAGAGAUCUGUUGGGAUUGAUUGAAGUGGAGAAUGGGAGGAAAAGAGGGGCCUGCUGAGCCCCAAAUAUAGCCCUCUGUAAUUUAGCCUGUGCUGAUUGCCAGACCUACCUCCUAUUAUCUUUUACUGUUAAUAAAUGUGAAGUGUUUAAUCUUUCUAUACA
This is a messenger RNA of Vombatus ursinus (common wombat), 1470 nucleotides long. RefSeq names its product mercaptopyruvate sulfurtransferase (gene MPST). Gene Ontology annotation, biological process: transsulfuration. Bases 154 to 1038 code for a protein of 294 amino acids. Gene Ontology annotation, cellular component: mitochondrion. The record is from RefSeq and is a predicted model, not a curated record. The transcript is spliced from 3 exons. NCBI's taxonomy places the organism in Eukaryota, Metazoa, Chordata, Mammalia, Diprotodontia, Vombatidae. Gene Ontology annotation, molecular function: thiosulfate-cyanide sulfurtransferase activity.